This is a messenger RNA of Lingula anatina, 2841 nucleotides long. Its product is annotated as atrial natriuretic peptide receptor 1-like. Gene Ontology annotation, biological process: intracellular signal transduction; receptor guanylyl cyclase signaling pathway; cGMP biosynthetic process. Gene Ontology annotation, cellular component: plasma membrane. Gene Ontology annotation, molecular function: adenylate cyclase activity; ATP binding; peptide receptor activity. The record is from RefSeq and is a predicted model, not a curated record. NCBI's taxonomy places the organism in Eukaryota, Metazoa, Brachiopoda, Lingulata, Lingulida, Lingulidae.
CGGGCGAGAUGAGGAUGCCGCCAAGGCCUUUAACGGCGUUCUGAACGUCAAUCUUCAUGAGCCCCAUAAUGAGGAAUGGGAGGUCUUCAAGGCAAAUGUCAGACAGCGAAUGUCGGAUCCACCCUUUUACCACAACUGGACGGAAGGCGAACAGGUGGACGUCCAUGCUGGCAUGAUAUAUGAUGCCAUAAUGUUGUAUGCGCAUGCGCUUAAUGACGUCAUUGAAGAAGGCGGGAACGAGUUUGAUGGUCAGCGUAUUGCCAGGCAAAUGUACAAUAAAACUAUCAAAGGUAUAACCGGGGUAGUAUCUAUCGAUGAGAUUGGCAACCGUAAUCCGGACUACAGUUUACAGUUUAUAAAAGACGGUAAACUUAUAGUCUUUGCCGACUACUUCUAUCACAAAGACAACUUCACCACAUACAGCGACGUUGAAGUGGUAUUCCCGGGGGGAAAGACAACCCCACCCUUAGACCACCCGCCCUGUGGCUGGAAGAACGAAUUGUGUGUGGAAGAAAAGACAAACUUCACAGUUUACAUCGUGGUGCCGUGUGUAUUGGCUGCUAUUCUCACCGCAGUGAUCUGCUUGGCCCUGUUUUACCACAGAAAAUUGAAAUUCGAGAGAGAGCUGAGUUUGGAGACCUGGAGAAUACACUCUAAGGAUCUGACCAUCAUAUCAAAGCGGCAGGCUUUCGGCAGUCGGGGCCAAUACGUAGCUUUAAAACUCCUCAGGAAAAAUGACAUCAAAAUUGACAGGGACGUACUGAUAGAAUUCCAGCAAGUACGAGAAUUGAACCACGACAACCUGAAUUCAUUUAUUGGCGCAUGCUUGGAACCGCCACAAUUAUUCAUAGUCAGUGCUUACGCCAACAAGGGUAGCCUGCAAGACGUACUGGAAAACGACGAUAUACAACUGAACGACAAUUUUAAAAUUUCCCUUGCUACGGAUAUCUGUAAGGGACUAAUCUACCUCCACAAGAGUCCGCUGCGUGUCCAUGGUCGCCUUAAGAGUUCCCACUGUGUUGUGGACAGCCGCUGGGUGUGUAAACUCACAGACUAUGGCCUAUGGAAGUUAAGACUUGGAGAAGAGGCAACCACAGACACGUACAAAAAAUAUGCAUCUCUUCUGUGGACAGCACCGGAACUCUUGCGCAAUACCAGUCCUGAAUGUUGCGGUACCCAGAAAGGCGACGUGUACUCCUUUGGCAUCAUACUUCAGGAGAUCGUCCUACGAGGUGGACCAUAUUGUACGGAGAGCGACUUAGAACCAAGAGGUGAAGUGAAGGUGCAUGUGCAUGUACGCCAACUAGGUUUCCUACCACCAUCUUAUAUGUAUAAGAAAGCUGCUCCACCAUGUGUAUUAACUACUCCAGUGCGAAAACGUGCUCUUUCAGGCAUAGUAACACUUGUCAAGGAGGGUAUCCGUCCAGUGUACCGUCCCAAAGUUCCUCAGGAGUCAUGUUCUGCAGCCAUGUAUUCUCUGAUGAACCUCUGCUGGCAGGAAGGUCCUGCGUCCAGACCCAGUGCCGAGGAAAUCCUGAAGAAGCUCAAAGAAGCCAACGGAGGGAGGUCUUUGCAUUUCAUUGACAACAUGCUGGAGUUAAUGGAACAAUACGCCAACGAUCUCGAAAUCGUCGUGCAACAAAGAACCCAGCAACUCGUGGACGAGAAGAAGAAAACUGACGCCUUGCUCUAUCAAAUGUUACCUAGAUCCGUGGCAGAAGAACUCAAGCUUGGCAAGCCGGUCCAUCCCGUGGCCUUCCAGGAAGUAACAGUCUAUUUCUCAGAUAUUGUGGGGUUUACGAAGUUGGCCUCAGAGAGUACACCACUGGAGGUUGUGAUGUUACUGAACGACCUGUACACCUGUUUCGAUGCCGUGAUAGACAACUACGACGUCUAUAAGGUAGAAACGAUAGGAGACGCCUACAUGGUCGUUAGCGGGCUACCUCAUCGUAACGGGCACCAGCAUGCCGGGGAGAUAGCCACCAUGUCCCUGGACAUUCUCAGUUCUCUCUCCGGGUUCAAGAUCAAGCACAGGCCCGGGAAGCAGUUACAAGUUCGAAUAGGGAUACAUACAGGUCCCGUAGUGGCAGGCGUGGUCGGAUUGAAGAUGCCUAGAUACUGUUUAUUUGGAGAUACGGUUAACACCGCCUCGCGUUUGGAGUCUAACGGUUUAGCGUUACGGAUACAUGUCAGUCCCACCACGGCCAAUCUUCUGGAACUGAUAGGUGGCUUCACACUGGAAGCCAGAGGAGAGGUACAAAUGAAGGGCAAGGAUCCCAUGCUGACAUUCUGGCUUCAAGGAAAGGACGGGUUCACCAAGCCUCUUCCUGAUCCGACACUUGCCGCCCCCUUAGAAGAACACGAGUUCAAAUAAGACGUUGAGGAGUGCACCAGAUCAAAUAAAACCAAGCACAAAUGAAACACGUUGAAAUGUAUUGUAUAGCACUACGUUGGGGCUCGAAGAAAUUUUGAGAAUUGAAAAUAUAACAUGAGAAAAUUUGAAACCAGAUGUUGUCGCCGUUUUUGUACAAGCAAAGUGCAAGUUGAAACCAAUGAUCCUAUUUGCAGACUGAAGUAGCAGACUUUAUUGUGGUGCACAUGACUAGCAUAAUGCAAUUUAAUUGUAUAUAAUGUUAUCAUAAGUCCAUGAAGAUGUCUGUAUUGCUUCAGAUGGACAAAGGUUUCCACAUCUCAUAAGAAACUAUCGAGAAAACCUACACGCUUGGAUGAAUACGACCCUGUUAUUUAUGAUUUUCAAGUCGAGAAGUACACUAAAAAUUCCUCUCGGGACAAAUUACUUUAAUAAGUGAAACUUUCGGUAACAUGUUAUUAAAAAAGACA